GGCCCAAACAAAUCCUGCGGCGGUCGUCGAGUCGCCAUGUCCAAUCGAAGCGAAAGCGUCAAGGUCGUCGUGCGCAUUCGUCCGUUGAGCACGAAGGAGAAGCAGGAUGGACGAACGUACAUCGUGUUCUCGAAGCCGGAAGAGGGUGAGAUCUCACUCAACAACCCAGAGUCCGACGACCGCGAGCCACCGAAAAAGUUCACGUUCGAUGCUUCCUUUGGUCACGACAGCGAGCAAAUGGAUGUGUACCAGCAUGCUGCGCGGGACAUCGUCGACAGCGUCGUGGACGGAUUCAACGGCACCAUCUUUGCGUACGGCCAGACGGGCGCGGGCAAGUCGCACACGAUGGAAGGGUACAACGACCCGCCCGAACUGCGCGGGAUCAUCCCCAACUCAUUCAAGCACAUUUUCGACAAGAUUGGGUCCAUCCCUAAGACACAGUUCAUGGUGUACGCGUCGUACUUGGAGAUCUACAACGAAGAAAUCCGCGACUUGUUGGCGGCGGACCCGCAAAACCGCCUCGAACUCAAGGAAAACAUGGACACGGGAAUCUACGUCAAGGAUUUGAUCUCGCGCCAGGUCACGGGAGUCGCUGAGAUCGACGCUGUCAUGCAGCACGGCAAGAAGAAUCGAUCGGUGGGCGCCACACUCAUGAACCAAACGUCGUCGCGGUCGCAUUCCAUGUUUAUUAUCACCGUGGAAACGGCAACGACGGGCGUGGAUGGGAAAGAUCACAUUUGCGUGGGCAAGCUGAACUUGGUGGAUUUGGCGGGCAGCGAGCGGCAGGCCAAGACGGGCGCGACGGGGGACCGCAUGAAGGAAGCGACCAAGAUCAACCUGUCGCUGUCUGCACUCGGGAACGUCAUCUCAGCCCUCGUGGACGGCAAGUCGCAGCACAUUCCGUACCGCGACUCGAAGCUCACGCGGCUGCUCCAAGACAGUUUGGGUGGCAACGCCAAGACCGUCAUGAUUGCCAACUGCGGCCCCGCCGACUACAAUUACAACGAAACGCUGUCCACAUUGCGAUAUGCGAAUCGGGCCAAGAACAUCAAAAACAAGCCCAAGAUCAACGAAGACCCGAAAGAUGCGAAAAUUCGCGAAUUUCAGGACAAGAUCAAAGAGUUGCGCGAGGCAUUGGCGGCCCAGGAAAAGGGCAUGGGGAUAGGGGGCCCGCACGCCAUGGUCGAUGGCAAGGAAGGCAAGACGACAAUGAUGCAGGCCGCGGCGCCACGGAUCAUUGAAAAGAUCAUUGAAAAGACCAUCGUGCGGCGCGAAGGAGUGAGUGAAGACGAGCUCAAGAAACUGCAAGAAGACGCAGUGCGUGAGAAGAACGAGCUCAAGAAGAAGGCGCAGGUGGAGAUGAAGGCGUUGCUGGCGUCACAGUCCAAGACAGAAGAGGAGCGGGACCGACUGGCGGCACAGCUGCAGGAAAAAGCGCAGCAAAAGGAGCAGCUCGAGAAGAAGAAGCACGAGAUGUUGGCUCAGUUGGAGGAGUACGAGCACAAGGUGAUCGUGGGCGGACAGCUCAUGGACAAGGCCGCCAAGCAGGAGCUCGAGCUACGUGACGCACAGCAAAAGGUCGACGAACAGAAGCGGCAAGAGAUGCAGCUGGCGCGAGAGUUGGCCGAGCGCGAAGACUCCAACAUGGUACUCGAGGAGCAGUUCUCUUCGCUCCAAGAAGAGGUUGACGUGAAGACGAAGAAGCUCAAGAAGCUGUGGGCCAAGCACAAGGCCGCGUCCACCGAGAUCGAGGACCUGCGCGCCGAGUUUCAAACGGAGAAGGAGGACAUGCUCGAAACGAUCCGCGAACUGACGCGCCAGCUCAAGAUCAAGCAGGUGCUUCUGCAGCACUUUGUACCGCUGGACGACGCGUAUGCGAUUGAAAAGCGAAGCAAGUGGGACCCUGACGCGGACGAGUGGACGCUCGAGCACCUCGAGACGCGCCCCACGAGCCUCCGCCCGAAGCGACCGGUGGCGCGGCGAGGCGUCCGUCGGGCAGAAACCGACUUUGCCCGACGCAACCGCCAACUGGACCGCGGCAACCCCCGGUGGAAAGGCGAUAAUGUGAUCGUGCUCGAGCUGGAGAUGCCGGAGCGCCGCACCAAGGACUACGAGAGCGGCAUGAUGGGGUUCUGGCUGGACCGAAUCGCGUCCAACGAAGAUGACGUGGAGAUCAUCGUGCUGGACGAGAAUAUGCAGGGAAGCAACGACGACAAGGACAGCGGCGCCAGUGGACCUACCAUGUCCUGCGACACGGACGACAAGGAGACUCGAUCCAAGGACAAGACUGGGAAGAAGUCAACAAAGACACGACCGCCCACGGCCAGUCGUCGUCGAAAGGAAGCCGAGUAGGGUCCGCAGUACGUCGUAGUACAUGGUGGUGGUGGUAUGUGUGACAACGUUCAUCGGUGGCAUGCAACGGAUGUGUUAAAUAGAUAUCCAUAUUGUUAUUGAUAAGACUACGACUUGGACAAUUGUUUGGUGAACGGGUGGUGGGCCACGUAUGAGUACCACACCCCGCCAAUAACAACGAGGGCACAUCCCCACAGCAUCUGCCCCGACACCACGUCAUCGCCAUGAAUAACCACGGACAGCGCCACCACCGCGACUUGCUUGACAUUGGCACACACGGCCAGUGUCACAGCGGACGUGCACCUGUUGGCGGCGAAGCUGGUCACGUUCAGAGCAAAGCUGAAUGCCCCUGUGACAACGUACAGCCCCACGGCAGGACGCACGACAUCCCACGGCGUCGACUGCAGCACGUCCCACUCGCCUGCAAAAUAUAUAUACACCAGGCAGAA
Aphanomyces astaci is the source of this 2801-nucleotide messenger RNA. RefSeq lists its product as hypothetical. The coding region runs from base 37 to 2352 and encodes 771 amino acids. Gene Ontology annotation, molecular function: microtubule motor activity; microtubule binding; ATP binding. The transcript is spliced from 5 exons. Lineage: Eukaryota; Oomycota; Saprolegniomycetes; Saprolegniales; Verrucalvaceae. The record is from RefSeq and is a predicted model, not a curated record. Gene Ontology annotation, biological process: microtubule-based movement.